UGCUUCAAUCUUUCAGUCGCCUCCAGAUUUGCGGGCGUUUCGUCGCCGUUUUUCAAUGUUUUGCUUAAAUAAAUCAUUAUUAUAUAUAUUUAAAGCAAUAUAAACUAUUUCGAGGCAUUUGUGUAAUAGUUAUAUUUGAAAAUGAGUUUCUUUGGGUUCGGACAAACCGCGGACAUCGAAAUUGUAUUCGACGAUGCUGACAAACGAAAAGUGGCCGAAGUUAAAACGGACGAUGGUAAAAAAGAGAAACUGUUGCUUUAUUAUGAUGGUGAAACUGUGUCGGGGAGGGUUAAUGUGACGCUGCGGAAACCAGGAUCGAAAUUAGAGCACCAAGGUAUCAAAGUUGAGCUUAUCGGUCAGAUAGAGUUGUUUUACGACAGAGGAAAUCAUCACGAAUUUAUAUCGUUGGUUAAAGAACUCGCUCGGCCCGGAGAUCUAUUGCAGCACACCUCCUAUCCGUUCGACUUUGCGAACGUUGAGAAACCCUAUGAGGUGUACACAGGAGCCAAUGUCAGGUUAAGGUACUUUUUACGAGCCACAAUAGUAAGACGUCUUACAGACAUCACUAAAGAGGUGGACAUAGCCGUUCAUACGUUAUGCAGCUAUCCCGAUGUACUAAACUCUAUAAAAAUGGAAGUAGGCAUCGAAGAUUGUUUACACAUAGAAUUCGAGUACAACAAAUCAAAAUACCACCUGAAAGACGUUAUAGUAGGUAAAAUUUAUUUCCUUCUCGUACGAAUUAAGAUAAAACACAUGGAGAUAUCUAUUAUAAAGAAAGAAACGACAGGUUCUGGACCUAACACCUUCACAGAGAAUGACACAGUUGCUAAAUAUGAAAUAAUGGACGGUGCACCAGUUAGAGGUGAAAGUAUUCCUAUUAGAGUAUUUUUGGCUGGCUACGAUCUAACUCCUACUAUGAGAGACAUAAACAACAAAUUUUCGGUAAGAUACUUUCUAAAUCUUGUUCUAAUGGACACAGAAGAUCGCCGUUAUUUCAAACAACAGGAAGUUACUCUGUGGCGGAAAAGUGACAAAUCACGACUUCCGCUACACAAUCCGCAUCAUCCUCAGAACUUAACGAAUUCGCAGCACUACCAAAUGGCUGUUUCCAGCGAAGAGAACUUGGCAAGAGGUAUUUCCCCAUCAAUGCCACCAGAAAGUGCAUUACAAAGAUCUAUUUCACCUCCAAUGCCAAAUGUUGAUAAACAUAACGGCCCCUCACAAAUGGAACAAGAAGAACCAGAUGUAUUACCAAACAAACUGUCAAGUACCCACAUCGAGAAUGAGCCCGAACAGGUUGAACAAGAAAAGACGAGUGAAAAGCCCAAACUAGCCGAAAAGCCACUAGAUAAACCACAACUCGAGGAAGUCCAGGAAGUGAAUAAUUCAGAGCAUAUCAAAGAAAAGCCACAGAAUGUUAGCAAACCUCAAAUUUCAAUAAAACCAUCAGUAUCGGAAAAACCUAUAGCCCAGAAAGUUGCCAUCGCCGAGAAACCGUUAUUGGCAGAGAAGCCCAUACUAGAAAAGCCCACUUUGGCCGAGAAGCCGGUGCUCUCACAGACGGAAAGUGUAGAAGCAGCUACGAGUCAAUAGCCUCGACAUAUGUGUGUCUCUGAACCCUGGGCUAGAUCAAUGAACUGUGUUUUCAUACUAAAAGCAACAAUUUAAAAUGCCCGAUAUUUAUUUGAUGGGUCUGUCUCAGUUUGCGAUAGCUUGAUUACUUUGCGAGUAAUGUAUCUGUAUUAGAUGAUAAUAAAAUCGAUAAAUUCAAAUUAUACAUAAAACCUUUAUAGUUUUAUACUAAAUUUAGUUAUACAAUUAUUUAUGCAGCUUUCUCAUAUAUAUUAACACUACGAUACACAUUACCAUCGUCAGCGACGGAUUAUUAGAUGAGAUUGUUAGGAUGUUUAUAAGGUGGUAUACACAUGUAUAUUUUUCCAGUUACUUGUAAUACAUUUGCAUAUGCAAUCUAAAUUUAUUUCUAACGAUAAAGAAAAUUUUAUGUCGUGCCAUUACGGUUAUUUAAUACUAACAAUAAGUAAUUAUGGUAUACAUAUCUAAAAUAAAAAAAAUUCCACCCAAAAUUUUUUAUGUGUACACUUGUAAAAUAAAUCGUGAUUUGAUUUUAGCUUGCCCGCCUUGUCAUAUAUUGUUUGACACCAAUAAAGUAUGGUGUCCGAGUGAUGGGUAAUCCCUGUUAUAUAUAAAUAAAUAAAAAAAAAUUAGCAAUAAUGCAUUGACAAGGGCUAUAAUAUGUAUAUUGGCGGAAUCAUAGAAAUAUUAAGAUUGUUGAUACAUUAAAAAUUAAAAAAAAAAAAAUGUUAAAUUAAUAUCAUAGUUUUAUUUAAUUUCUCAGUAGCACCAUUGCUGUCAACGGUCCCUACUGUGACUGAACAUGAUGAGAGGAAUCUUAACUUGUUAUAUGUAAAAAAUAUACUAAAAUAUGUAACUAGCUGUAAUAAGAUAUGGAAAUGUUAAUUGUGUAUUCUGUGUAUAGUUAUAUGGUUAAUUUAAGCAAUUUUAUGUUACAAUAAGAGUUGUAAAAAAUAUCAAUUAAAUGUAUCGUUCAUAGUAUAUGAGACCCCACGGGCUUUAUAUAGUUUUAUGUAAACCAGAAUGGAGUCUGUUUACUGAUAUCUGUUAUUCACAUUGAUUUAGAUCAUAUAAUUUCUAAGAGCGCAUGUCGAUUAUAUAAUAUUGUUAAUAAAAUAUAUAUAUAUAUAUAAAAUG
Messenger RNA from Danaus plexippus (monarch butterfly), 2730 nucleotides. RefSeq names its product vacuolar protein sorting-associated protein 26B-like (gene Vps26). The coding region runs from base 142 to 1593 and encodes 483 amino acids. The transcript has a single exon. Gene Ontology annotation, biological process: retrograde transport, endosome to Golgi; intracellular protein transport. Gene Ontology annotation, cellular component: endosome; retromer complex. The record is from RefSeq and is a predicted model, not a curated record. Lineage: Eukaryota; Metazoa; Arthropoda; Insecta; Lepidoptera; Nymphalidae.